Messenger RNA from Toxotes jaculatrix (banded archerfish), 3374 nucleotides. It is a transcript of the gene dnajc18, whose product is annotated as DnaJ (Hsp40) homolog, subfamily C, member 18. The transcript has 8 exons. Gene Ontology annotation, molecular function: Hsp70 protein binding. The record is from RefSeq and is a predicted model, not a curated record. Gene Ontology annotation, biological process: cellular response to misfolded protein. Bases 474 to 1634 code for a protein of 386 amino acids. Gene Ontology annotation, cellular component: endoplasmic reticulum membrane. Lineage: Eukaryota; Metazoa; Chordata; Actinopteri; Toxotidae.
CAACAUCAAAAUAGAACAAAACAAAACAGAAAAUCAAGAAAAUAACAUUUUAAGGACCUAUACACAGAUUUCAGGGUUCACUCCACAGGAAAUGACGUCGCUCCUGGCUCGCCUCCACCUCUUGUCCAUCACAGCUCCAGGACUUCAGCUUCAUUUAACACGGUGGCCCUUUAAACACUGCUGAAAAAAAAUCAGACCGCAAAAAACAGUCUGUUUUUCAGACUUCCAGUUUAAACAAUGGCCCAGCUGCAGGCCUGUUUUCAGCCUGACAACAGCUGCCAUCGUCUCGGACAGUGAGCGGCUGCGGGCUCGCACCUAGCUAACGUUACGCAGCUGUCUGUAACCAAAGCUAAUCGGCUAUCUGUGGUUAGCUGCAGCGGCUCGCCUGUGCCAUAUGAUAUUGACGCACAUUGCACCGGGACAGACCUCUGCAGACGCGACUGGAUCGGCUAAACGACUCGUUUACCGUUGAAAUGGACAAAGACGAAGCAGACCGGCUGAUAGAGAAGGCGAAGCUGUGUUUGCGGUCGGGACGAAAAGAUCGGGCGCUUCAGCUGCUGUACGAAGCCCAGAAUAUUUACCCCAGCACCAGGGCCAGAGUGCUGAUAGAUGCCAUAGUAAGGAAUGGAGGCACCGCUACCCCAGAAGCAAACCACGUACCCCCGCCAACAGGCUGGAGAGACGAGGACGUUAGAGACAAUGAUGUGAGCAGUGAUGAAAAGAAGAGCUACACCGAGGAGCAACGCCAGGGUGUUCUCAGGAUAAAGAAUUCCAAGGACUUUUAUGAAAUCCUCGGUGUUCCUAAAAAUGCCAGUGACGAAGAUUUGAAGAAGGCGUACAGGAAGUUGGCCCUCAAGUUUCACCCUGAUAAGAACUUUGCUCCAGGAGCUACAGACGCUUUCAAAGCAAUAGGCAAUGCAUACGCGGUGCUGAGCAAUCCAGAGAAGAGGCAGCAGUAUGAUCAAUAUGGAGAUCAGUCUGCGACUUCGAACGCACCCCAACAGUCCAGCCACAGUCGCCAUGGACACUACCGAAGAUUCCACAGAGACUUCGAGGCCGACAUUUCCCCUGAGGAACUCUUUAACAUUUUCUUUGGAGGAAGGUUUCCCACAGGAAAUAUCCACGUGUACACCAACCAGGGAGCCUCCUACUCUCAGUUCUAUCAGCCUCGUCGUCGACGUGCUUAUGAGAGGCGCGAGGAGGUGGUGGAAGACAACCAGAGUCAGAACACCUUCACAGCGCUCCUGCAGCUUCUCCCUGUGCUCGUGCUAAUCCUCAUAUCAGUGUUUACUCAGAUGAUGGCCACUACCCCGCCCUACAGUCUCUUCUAUAAGCCGGCCAUGGGGCUGGUGGUGUCCAGGGAAACGCAGCACAUGGGCGUACCGUACUACGUGGAUAAAAGUUUUGAGAAGGAGUACCGCGGAGCUGCGCUGGAGGAGCUAGAGAAAACAAUCGAGAGCGACUAUAUUGAACACCUGCAGAGCAGCUGCUGGAAAGAGAAACAGCAGAAAUCAGACUUGGCAAACCUCGGACAGCUGUACCGAGACGAACGGUUAAAGCAGAAGGCAGAGUCGAUGAGGCUGGACCACUGUGAGAAACUGCAUCGACUGGUUGGGCGUCAGAGAGGCAAAUGAGGACUCGUUUGAGAGGAGAACACGUUUCUUUAGAGACUUUACAUUAAUGCGUUUUAUUGGAAGUCUGUAAUUUGUUCAAUCUGGCCACUUUGUAAAGAAAUCUCUUUGGGUACAGCGCAGUCAGUGGGAGAUUAUGCCGCUGGAAACAAUGUGCCUUGUCUCCUGUUUGAUGGUAGAAAAUAGAGUUGCAUGUCAGCUGCUGACUGCGGUGGCAGCAGCAUCAUGUGCAAACUCACCGUGGCAGUGUGUAUGAUGUGUCAGAGCCUUUAAACUUUCUUAUAGAAAUGGCAUGACAUAUGGGGGUCUCCCUUUGGGGUUCUGAAGGAAGUUGUAUGUUCACACAUACAUGUUUUACUUGUUUAGGUUUUGUAGUUUACCUGUAUUUAUUUUCUUGAACGUUUUUUUGGUUCCUUGCUUAAAUUGUAGGUGUAUUUAUUUUAAUAGUUAAUAGAGUGAAUGUUACUUGAGCAUCUUGGCUCAUCAUUUUUUGUUUUGUUUUUUUUGUUGGAAGUGAUGAAGUACAAUGACUUAAAUAUUACUGUAGACAAAUCUGAGAGCUUCUGUACUGUGAAAUGACAGAGGACCUUUUUAUUUAUUACAACAUAGACAAAUCAGACAUUAGAAAGGACUGUAACAUCUAUAUUGUGGUUUAUCAGGCAAUUUGACCUCCGGUACUAUAGAACUAGGGAGCACAAUAGACUUCACAAAACAUGACCACAUUUUUCUGAUUAAUGAGCUUAUAAGGUUGUACUUGCCAAAAAGUGAGCUUUCUUCUACAAUAGAGCUUCCUGCUCCCCUCUCUACUCCUGGCAUUAGUGUUUCAUUUCAUUGUCCAUUAAGCUUCAGCCACUCGGGAGAGAUUCGUUAGAGGUUUAAGUGUGAGAAAUGACUGUUGUGUGUUGGAGGCCACAUUUGGACGAAGUUCAGUUCAACCAAAAAAGCCCAUACACAGACCUGCACAGUUUUCCUGGUAUACCUGUUACAUAUUGGAAGCUCAGUGUUGAGCGUUACCUGUAAGGAUACCGGGACUUAAAUGGCAUGCAAUACUUUCUUCUCAUAAACCAUACCCAAGCUUCACUUUGUCUGAGGAAAAAUGCUUUUCAGCUCGAAUUUAUAAAUGUUUUAUAAAUCCUGCACCUUUCAUUUAUACAGUGUUUUAUAAAGAGCGUAAACAGAAUUAACCAUUUUAAUCAGUUCUAUUAACUAUCUGUGGAGAUGAACAACUUUCUCUCACAGCUAGGAAACCAGAAUUGUGACUUUAACUUGUCAGGUCUUGUCAUGAGUAGGUCGCUAACUUUGUGAAGUUGUUAACUUUAAUUCUUUAACCCAACCCUACGCAGACAUUAACACUUGUCGCUGUGCACUAAGACUGCCGAUCUGCCUUAGCUGUUCUCAUACUUGUUAAGGUGACAUGUUAAGGUUCAUCUCAAGCACUUUUUAAGUUAAUACUUAAACCUGUGUUCCAUAUCAUUACUGUUGCAUGCACCCUAGUGAGAGAGUGUUAUUAGUUGCAUUAUUUAUUUAUUUUUAUUAUUUUAUUUUUUUUCUUUUUGGCAAAAAAACAUCUUCAUGACUACUGACUCACUAAAUGUUAUUUAGAAUAUUCAGGGCCACUCUGUAACUCACAAACAUGUAAAAACUUUUACUGUGAUACACACAAAUCAGGUUUUGGUAUCAGUCAGUGUGGUAGUAACACUUCAGCCAAAAAUACCAGAAAAUUAAAGAUGUAUCCAGAAAAUA